This is a messenger RNA of Grammomys surdaster, 3673 nucleotides long. RefSeq names its product E3 ubiquitin-protein ligase TRIM39. The transcript has 6 exons. Gene Ontology annotation, molecular function: zinc ion binding; protein binding. Gene Ontology annotation, cellular component: nucleolar ribonuclease P complex. Gene Ontology annotation, biological process: positive regulation of apoptotic signaling pathway; tRNA processing; protein stabilization. NCBI's taxonomy places the organism in Eukaryota, Metazoa, Chordata, Mammalia, Rodentia, Muridae. The coding region runs from base 711 to 2327 and encodes 538 amino acids. The record is from RefSeq and is a predicted model, not a curated record.
AGUAACAUCUUCUCCAAGAAGAGGACAUUCUUCCUCUGGGCAAGUUUGGUGAAUGGAAGAACUAUCUCAUGUUUCCCUGAAAAAGUGUGUUACUUUAGUGUAACUCAUUAAGAGGAACAGCAGACAGUCAAGGUUAGACUCUACAAUAAAGCUUCUAUGAUGUUAUAAGAAGUAGUUUGGGGUUCUUUGAUAUCGACGCAGUGCUUAUGUAUGAAAAUCUUUAAAAAUAGUAUUGAGUUCUAGGGCCAAUAGCCAUUUAAAAAAAUAAACUGAAAAAUAUUUUGUUUAACAAGAUCUUACUCUACAGCCCAGGCUAGCCUCAUCCUUGUAGUGAUUCUCCUGCCUUACAGUGAGCCACCAUGCCCAGCUAAAAUCUUAAUACUUUGGCUUAUGUCAUGGCUUAUGUGACAUAUCUCAUUUCCCAUGGUUCCCUCCCUCUAGAAAUAAGAUCUUUGUAAUUCAAGCUAAUCUAGAACUCAUUGGGUACCCCAAGUUGGCCUUCAGCUGACAGUCCCCCUGCCUUGACCUCAAAAAUGCUAAGGAUAUGGGUUUGAGUCACCACAUCAGGCUCCUUUUCAUUGCUGGUAAUGAGAAAGCAGAGGUAAAGAGAUUCUGGGAUUCUGGGCACUGCUGAUCUUUGCUGACACAAAAAACAGUGAUGGGUAGAAAUCACAAACACUGUACAUAGACCAGCAGGUGAGAAGGUGGAGAUGGGAGAAUACCAAGAAGGGACUACAUCUAGACGGAUGCCUUACUGGGAGCUAAUGUCAGGAAACAAAGUAACCCUCCAACUAACAAACACUUUUCUUUUUCUCUCUCCCUGCCUCCAAGUUAUAAUGGCAGAGACAAGUCUGUUAGAGGCUGGAGCCUCUGCAGCUUCCACAGCUGCUGCUCUGGAGAACCUGCAGGUGGAGGCAAGCUGUUCUGUGUGCCUGGAGUAUCUGAAGGAGCCAGUUAUCAUUGAAUGUGGGCACAACUUCUGCAAAGCGUGCAUUACCCGCUGGUGGGAGGACCUAGAGCGAGACUUCCCUUGCCCCGUCUGUCGGAAGACAUCCCGAUACCGGAGUCUCCGGCCUAACCGACAGCUAGGCAGUAUGGUGGAAAUUGCCAAGCAGCUCCAGACCGUCAAGCGGAAGAUCAGAGAUGAAAGCCUCUGCUCCCAGCACCAUGAACCCCUUAGCCUUUUCUGCUAUGAAGACCAGGAGGCUGUCUGUCUGAUAUGUGCAAUUUCUCAUACCCACCGGCCCCAUACCGUUGUGCCGAUGGAUGAUGCUACACAGGAAUACAAGGAGAAACUUCAGAAGUGCCUGGAGCCCCUGGAACAGAAGCUGCAGGAGAUCACAUGCUGCAAAGCCUCUGAAGAAAAGAAACCAGGAGAGCUCAAGAGACUGGUAGAGAGCCGCCGGCAGCAGAUCUUAAAGGAGUUUGAGGAGCUGCACAGGCGACUGGACGAAGAGCAGCAGACACUGCUUUCACGACUGGAGGAAGAAGAACAGGACAUUCUACAGAGACUUCGAGAAAAUGCUGCUCACCUUGGGGACAGGCGCCGGGACCUUGCCCACUUAGCUGCUGAGGUGGAGGGCAAGUGCUUACAGUCAGGCUUCGAGAUGCUUAAGGAUGUGAAAAGUACCUUAGAAAAAUGUGAGAAGGUGAAGACCAUGGAGGUGACUUCGGUAUCUAUAGAGCUGGAAAAGAACUUCAGCAAUUUCCCCCGGCAGUACUUUGCCCUAAGGAAAAUUCUUAAGCAGCUAAUUGCUCCACUCUGGCUUCUUCCGCCAGCGGAUGUGACCCUGGACCCUGAGACGGCUCAUCCUAACCUCGUCCUGUCAGAGGAUCGGAAAAGUGUCAAGUUUGUGGAGACAAGACUCCGAGACCUCCCUGACACACCGCAGCGUUUCACUUUCUACCCUUGUGUCUUAGCUACUGAAGGAUUCACCUCAGGUCGACACUACUGGGAGGUGGAGGUGGGUGACAAAACCCACUGGGCAGUAGGAGUAUGCCGGGACUCUGUGAGCAGAAAGGGCGAACUGACUCCACUCCCUGAGACUGGCUACUGGCGUGUGCGGCUGUGGAAUGGGGACAAGUAUGCAGCCACCACUACGCCUUUCACCCCUUUGCACAUCAAGGUGAAACCUAAGCGGGUAGGCAUAUUCCUAGACUAUGAGGCUGGAACACUGUCUUUUUACAACGUCACAGACCGUUCACAUAUCUACACCUUCACUGAUACUUUUACUGAAAAACUUUGGCCCCUCUUCUACCCAGGGAUCCGAGCCGGUCGGAAGAAUGCUGCACCUCUUACCAUCAGGCCCCCAACAGAUUGGGAAUGACAAGAGAUGCAGUUUAAUUGGGGUGAGGCAGGGUCAAGAGUGGUGGGCCUUCCUAACUGGCCUGCUGGAAUAUCUUGGUGUCUGCGUGGUUCCAGUCUUGAGCCAUCUUGAGAAACCACCUCGAAUCUGGGAUGGUUUGUGUGAAGGAGUAAAGAUAGGACUGGGCUGCAUGACCGAGCACAGAUGAGUGUCCCUCCUUACUGUAGUAGGAGAGUGGACUCCCAGGGGAUUGUACUCUGAUGUCCUGCAGGUUUCCUACUGCACAAGAACAGGUUGAGAAAGCAAAAGGCUUUCCAGAAACAAAGUUUUUAGGAAAGGGUUUUAACUUGCUUAAAAUUCAGGAAACAGAAACCUUUAAAAGGCUUCUGUGACUCAGCCUUGUUCCUUGUGGGAGCGCAUAGGGAUCUGUAUACCUCUGUGUUGGGAAGAUGAGUGGCAGUUGCUGUCAUGAGUCUGGAAGUUGAAGGGCUUUUCUGGGGUCAGAGAUUGAGCAUUAAAGUUAGAAGGAUCAGGGAAGAGGCUGAAGGAAUGUUUCUAGAAUGAAUGAAGGGAAGGGGGAUUUCUUUGGUCUCUUUUCUUCUUAGGGUAAUGCUAUCAUUACCCAUAGGAUUAGCCAGAGGUUCAGAUUUGGGGAGAAGGAAAGGAUGGGGAGAAAGGAGAAUCCAUGUCCCAAAGGCUUGGGUUAUUCCUGUUUCCUGCAGUUGACUGUCUCUAAAAAGUAGGCUCUUCUUGCUCCCUUCUAAAGGCAAGAUGGAAGCAAUCCUGCAAGACAUACAUCUGCUCUUCCAUUGUUUCUCAAAGCAACUUGGAGAGGAGUCAGAUACUAGAGGCAAGAGAAAGGUAUAGCCAAAGCCUUGGCCUUAAAGAAUGUUACUAAGUAGCUAUUCCCAAGUUGUCCACCUUGUCCCCUGGCUCAAAUAUCUAAGGAAAGAAGGGAAGGCAACAGAGUCUUUCUCACCCCACGAGAACAGGGUAGAAGAGGGUGGUUUGUGUAGCAAAGGGCCAGAAGACAGCUAAGCUUCUAUUUCUAUCCUUCACCCUUUGACAUUCCCCUUUUCAGAGAAUGUAAAUUAUCUUAAUUUUAGGCCAAAAUAAACAACUGAUAGGGUACAUAUUUUGUCACAAAAGGUAACGUGAUGCAUGCCAAACCAAACAACCUGGAUUAUCUGUUGCCUGGGUAAUCUUCACACAAGACUGAGACAAACUGCAUUGAGGGCAUUCAGUUCCUCCUACCACCUCAACAGGACUUUGUCCACUCUCCUCUUACCUUUGUGCCUUGACUGUGGUUCUUUGUGGCAAGAUAAUUUGGUUGGUGAAAAUAUGGAACAAAGGAUCCACUAAUGUGA